Populus euphratica (Euphrates poplar) is the source of this 1427-nucleotide messenger RNA. RefSeq names its product putative clathrin assembly protein At2g25430. Gene Ontology annotation, cellular component: clathrin-coated pit; clathrin-coated vesicle. Gene Ontology annotation, molecular function: 1-phosphatidylinositol binding; SNARE binding; phosphatidylinositol-4,5-bisphosphate binding. The transcript has a single exon. Gene Ontology annotation, biological process: clathrin coat assembly; clathrin-dependent endocytosis; vesicle budding from membrane. NCBI's taxonomy places the organism in Eukaryota, Viridiplantae, Streptophyta, Magnoliopsida, Malpighiales, Salicaceae. The record is from RefSeq and is a predicted model, not a curated record. Bases 1 to 1407 code for a protein of 468 amino acids.
AUGCACAAGCGAUUCAGGCAAGUUUUUUUGGCUCUAAAGGAGCACAGCACCGUAAGUUACGCCAAAAUAGCUACAGUUGGAGGGUUUUGUGAUGUUGAUCUCAUAAUUGUCAAAGCAACUGCUCCUGAUGACUUACCAUUGCCUGAAAAAUACGUACACGAGCUCUUGAAGGUAUUUUCCAUCUCUCCCUCAUCGUAUCGCUCCUUUUCUCUUAGCUUCGCUCGCCGUUUUGGCAAAACUCGAUCCUGGAAAGUUGCUCUUAAAUGCCUCCUUCUCCUCCACCGUUUGCUCAGGUCCUUGCCUGAACAUAGCCCUUUCCGAGCAGAACUAUUAUGGACGAUAUCCAAUGGUUUGCUCUCUCUCUAUCCAUGCCAUUUCCAAGACGAUUCAUCUUCAAAUCCUGAAGAUCACACCAUGUUUAUUAGGUCCUACGCACAAUUACUCGACCAAUCUCUUGGUUGCAUUUCCUUGGAAAACAAGGGAACAGAAGAAGAAGUAAUGCAUGAGAGCUUACAGCAUAAAAUAAAACAGGUGAGUAGAAAGCUUGAACUUUUGCCACAACUUCAAAGCCUAAUAGACCAAGUAAUGGACUGCACACCAACUGAGGUUGCUGCUAGGAGCUUGAUUGUCCAAUUGGCAAUGAAACUUAUCAUUCGUGAUAGUUUUAUUUGUUACACAACUUUUCGAAGAGAAAUUGUUUUGGUUUUGGAUAAUUUGCUUGAAAUGCCAUACAGCAGUUGUGUUUCGGCUUUCGGGAUUUACAAGAAAUCUGCUACGCAAGCGAGCCAGCUUUGCGAGUUUUAUGAUUGGUGUAAGGCUAAAGGUUUUUGUGGUUCAUAUGAAUACCCUUUUAUAGACAAAAUUCCACGGAUACAUAUUCAGGCUCUCGAGACUUUUCUCAAUGGGCUGUGGCAGCUAACUGAUCAGUCAUCAACAUCUACUACAUCACCAUCCUCAUGGGUUGAGUAUAAAUCAACUUCAACAGAUGAUGAUCAAGUUGUUCAGAGAAAUAAUCUAAUUAAGAUUAGUUCUGAAUUGGAGAAAUCUGACGAGAAAGGUUUCGCAAAAAGAAAUGAGAUGGGAAAUGAAGAGAUGGAAAAUCUAAUUCAGCUCGAAGAUGGAGAAGAUCAUAACUGGGAGGCCUUGCUAGAAGCUUCACUUAAUUCUUUUUCAAAUGAUCCUCGAAGGCACUUGCUGAUUUACCCUCAGAUCCUUAGCAAUGGCCAUGGAGAUGCACAUGGGUACGAGAAUCAGCUUAUUUGUUUGAAAGACACGAAAGGAGAGGAGCUAGAUCAAUGGCAAAUGCAAGUCUACAAUCCAAACCCUUUUCAUCAACCUCGUAAUUACUUUCCCCAUAGCGAUGGAUCGUCGUCAGCAGGUAAUCCGGCAUUUCCAUGGAGAUUUUAAUGCUAGCUAACUACGUUGUU